Molecule: messenger RNA, 153 nt
Organism: Dovyalis caffra
Lineage: Eukaryota; Viridiplantae; Streptophyta; Magnoliopsida; Malpighiales; Salicaceae
Source: the annotation of a GenBank genome assembly
GACAUUUUCUUAGCAGCAGAAAGUCCUCCGGCCGGAAAGAAAGAGGAUUUGAGGGGCAUUCCAUUCUUCCCAUAUGAUAUGCUAGGAGGUCUUGUCUUACAAGGAACUCAUGCGUGGGUGCGAGAAUGCCAUUACCUUCGAUACGGUCGAUGA